Messenger RNA from Didymosphaeria variabile, 4098 nucleotides. It is a transcript of the gene MPH1, whose product is annotated as 3'-5' DNA helicase. The record is from RefSeq and is a predicted model, not a curated record. Gene Ontology annotation, biological process: replication fork reversal; double-strand break repair via synthesis-dependent strand annealing; interstrand cross-link repair. Bases 1 to 4098 code for a protein of 1365 amino acids. Lineage: Eukaryota; Fungi; Ascomycota; Dothideomycetes; Pleosporales; Didymosphaeriaceae. The transcript has a single exon. Gene Ontology annotation, molecular function: hydrolase activity; four-way junction helicase activity; ATP binding.
AUGUGCACGCGAGGCAAACAAACGCGACCUCUACCCGCCCUUCAGCACGCGCCUAUAGCACGACCGCCCAGCAGUCGGGGCGGAAUGGAUAGCGACGAUGACUUCGGCGACGAUUUUGACGAUACCGCAUUUCUCGAGGCCGCGACGCAGGCAGAAAAAGAGAAAACGCCACCAGAAUCGCCACGUCCGCUUAAAAGGCGAAAGAUCGAUCUUCCAAAUGCAAAGACCGGGCCAACAUCGCCAAAUAAACAUACGGGGAACCGACGUCCACGCCCUUUCUUGAGCUCGAGUGAGGAUGAUGACGUCGAUGAGGAGAGCGAUGAGUACGCACCAGUAGCGAACCACAGAAAACGCGCCUCAACCAAACAUCACGGCGACGAUUCCACCGCAGCAAUAUCUGUUGCAUCGACAACCCGAAAAAAGCGCGGGCGCCCAAAGAAAAUUGCCGACGAAAACGACAGCGAGAGCGAAUCUCCACGCAAGCUCGGCGUCGCAGAGCAACGGCAGAACAGGAUCCAUCGACCUUCAGUGGCGCGUGACUUAACGGAUGUUUACUUGACGCAGCCUCCACGAGAGGCGUCUCCACCAUGGAUGCCACGAGGGGCGAUUUGGCAAAAACCAGCGACUAGCAUUGGCAUCCAUAAGCCCGUCGUGUUCGACGCCAUGAAGACGAUGAUGUUGCCUAGAAGGCAUUCCAUUGCGUCAAGACCGGCGUCACAAGCCUCGAGAGGUUCGGAGUCAGCUUCACCCACACGGCCCGUAAUGUCACCCAACCCUGCGGCGGUCAACGGGACCUUGAUGCAGUAUGAUGCUACAGAAGAGCUAGCUGACCUACCCUCGGAUGCCUUCGCAUCUUCCUCAUCGUCCCCUCAAAAGCAUGAUGAUGUUGUACUCGUUUCGGAAAGGCGGACAAGAGUUGUAGCACCGCAGGCCGGACUCAGGCAAACUACCCUCUUCGGCCGGACUGUUGUCAACGGCGAAAUACCACAGUCGCAAGUCAACAAACGAUAUAGCUACAUUGUGGACCAGCCAGAAGAACCACCCACACAUCACAAGCUAGACCCGGAAGCAAUCAAGACAUGGGUUUACCCCACCAAUCUAGGCACUAUCCGAGACUACCAGUUCAACAUUGUUGCUCGAGGGCUCUUCCAUAAUCUUCUAGUAGCUCUACCGACCGGUCUUGGAAAAACCUUCAUCGCAGCAACAAUUAUGUUGAACUUCUUCCGUUGGACGACCGAAGCACAGAUCGUUUUCGUCGCACCCACUAAACCACUAGUCGCACAGCAGAUAGACGCCUGUUUUCAUAUUUGCGGUAUACCUCGCUCGGCCACAACCAUGCUCAUCGGCGGUGUGGCACCAGCGCUCCGCGCUGAAGAAUGGGCGAGCAAGAGAGUGUUCUUUAUGACCCCUCAGACGCUGGUCAACGAUCUGAAGCAUGGCUACGCCGAUCCUAAAAAGAUCGUACUACUCGUUGUCGACGAGGCGCAUCGUGCGACUGGAGGAUACGCAUACGUAGAGGCUGUAAGCUUCCUACGUCGUUUCAACGACAGUUUCCGUGUUCUUGCUCUCACGGCGACUCCAGGUGCCGACAUCGACGCUGUCCAGAAAGUCAUCGACGGGUUGGAUAUCUCUCGCGUGGAGAUCCGGACUGAGAGAUCGUUGGACAUUGUCAAAUAUAUACACGGUCGGAGGGUCGAGAAAAAGGUUUUCAAGACCAGCGACGAGAUGCAAAUGUGCAUGGAUCUGUACUCGCAGGCGCUUCAGCCUACAGUCAACAAGGUGGCUGGCUUGAACGCAUUCUACUCAAAAGAUCCUCUAGACAUCACUCCAUACGGAGUGACGCUCGCUCGCAAGAGAUGGGCGCAAGAUGCUGGUCAGCGUGCUACUCCAGCGCAAAAGGGCAUGGUCAACAGCGUUUUUACGAUCCUUGGUUCCAUUUCGCAAGGGAUGGAGCUGCUCAAAUUCCACGGUAUCGGGCCGUUUUACGUGAAGAUGAAGGAAUUCAGGGAUUCUCAAUCGCAGGGCAAAUCGAAGACGAAGGAGAGCAUCUGCAACAGCGACGCAUUCAAGAAGCUUAUGACAAGGCUUCAAACGUGGACCGGCGACGAGCAUUUUGUCGGCCACCCAAAGAUGGAGUUCCUUCAACAGGCCAUCCUAGAUCACUUCGUCAAUGCCGGAGAUGGGUCGGGCACGGAUACCGCAGCUACGCAAACCCGCAUUAUGGUUUUUGCACACUUUAGAGAUAGCGCUGAGGAGAUUGUGCGUGUCCUCCGAAGGCACCAACCAAUGAUACGCCCGCGUGUCUUUGUUGGCCAAUCUUCUGGCAAGAAUUCUGAGGGCAUGAAUCAGAAAGAGCAGCUUGCCGUUAUUGAGAAGUUCAAGGAAGGCACUUUCAACACCCUUGUCGCUACAUCAAUUGGAGAAGAAGGUCUGGAUAUUGGUGAUCUUGACCUCAUCAUUUUGUACGAUUCGAAAGCCUCUCCCAUCCGAAUGUUGCAAAGAAUGGGUCGUACUGGACGCAAGCGCGAAGGCAAAGUCAUCUUCCUGCAGAUGGAAGGCAAGGAAGAGAACGACGCAAACAAGGCCAAAGACAGUUACGAAACGAUGCAAGAGUUGAUAGCCGAAGGCUCCAGAUUCAAUUUUCACGAUGAGAUCUCCCGCAGGAUACUGCCUCGAGAUGUCCAGCCGGUCGUGGAAAGACGAGCUGUUGAGAUCCCGAUGGAGAAUUCUCAGUCAGACUGGCUCCCUGAGCCGAAAAAGAAACGGGGGAAGCCUUUGAAGAAGCCUCCAAAAAAGUUCAAUAUGCCUGACGGUGUUAUUACCGGUUUCGUCACCGCUAAUCACAUGGGUGAAGAGAUUGCACCCAAAAGCCGAACCACAAAGGCCGCGCCAGUGUACCCGAGUGAGGAAGUGUUGGAAUUGCCGUCCUUGGAAAGUGUACUCCUAGAUGAACCGGCGUCCCAAGACCUCCAGCAACGCUACAUCAACAUUUUCGACGAAGACGAUGAGUUCAUAAGCGCGUUGAAUUUGCGAGCGUAUCCAGAGCACCAACGAGUGUUAUCCAAAACACAUGGUUUCCCCCGCCAUGGUCGGGCAACUCAAUCUUUUGUGAGAACUAUGCAGAGAAUACACGCCAUGGACGAUGAACGAUUGGAUGACUUCAGGAGCAGGCUGCACUUAGAGGAUAUGGAGGAUACUCCUCCAAAUAUCAUUGUGUCAGACACGGCCACAGCUCCUAUUAUCACGGACGAUAUGUGGGCAGACGAUGAUCCGGCUUCGCAACCAUUGCAAAAGGCCAAAGCUAAACCUAGACCUAAGCCAAAAGCGAGAGCGGACGCCGCGCCAGCUGCUCCGGACGAUUUCUGGGCAGACGAAGAUCCACUUUCGCAGCCGUUGUCAAAAGCAAAAGCUAAACCGGGACCGAAGGCAAAGGCAAAGGCUGAUCCUAAGCCCAAAGCUACAAUAACGCCCAAACAGGCAGCUCCUCGGGGCCGUCCACGCAAGGAUCCGUCCGCAACAACUACAUCUGCCAGGGCGCGGAAGACGAACACACCUACGUUUAGGGCACCCACAUGGCGAGAUUCUGGACUCGCAGAGGAGGGCGAAGAGUCCUCUCCACCACCUACCGAUCCGCGUAUGAGGAUAGCAUCCCAGGCGGAGACCAUAGGGUCAGAAGACUCGGCAGGGGCGUUCGACCCCCAGGACACUCAAGCUUACCGAUUAGACUCUGAUCUAGUGAGUUUCAUAGCUGACGAUGACGAAAACAUGGAAUUGGCCCCAACCUCGAGUCUUCCCGGCCGUAGUUUCAACGGCCUUGGUAAAGGUACGCAGGCGAUAUUGAAAGCGGCACAGCCGAAGCGAGCGAAGAAGGUGGAGAAGAUCUUCACCAGCGAUAUCAGUGAUGACGAUGCAGUCGUGAGUAGCGAUAGCGGUGACGACUUUCCCGGUGAUGACUUUCCACGCCGUACGAGCAAGGCAACGACGUCAGACGCGAGGGCCUUUGUUGUCGAUUCAGCUUCUGAGGUUGAGGACGAUGAUGAGCCAGUCGUACCCAGGAAGAGAGCUCGGCGAGUCAUAGAGGACGACGACGAUGAGUGA